CAGCAGAGUGUAGUAAAGAACAGGAAACAACAGGACUUGAAGAGGGUUAUAUAUCAGCAUGUAAUCAGGAUAUAUGGUAGGGACAAUCCUAGCGUCGCGGCAAUGCAAGAUCACUUAUAUACAUAUGCACACACACACACACAGCUACAAAUACAAUGUAACAGAAUAGGGUGUAGAUUCUGAGUUGUAUCGUUUUUGUAACAUUUACAUUACUUAGUAAUACACAACAAUGUACCGGUAAUUUCUGUUUUGCUUGCUGUUCUGAACAGGUCCACGAUUGGUUCGUAUAUUCCUAUACGUUCGUUUUUGUGAUUUAGACUAGCAUGCUAAUAAAUAGUAACCUAUUUUAAGGAGUUACGUGUAACAAAAUAAUUUGACCUUAAAAUUAAGCAAAGUAUGUUGCGUUGAGGUUUCUACAUUUUCUCCAACACAGCUAUACGUAUUAUUAUUAUUAUUAUUAUUAUUAUUAUUAUUAUUAUUAUUAUUAUUAUUAUUAUUAAUAAAGAUAUAGUUACAUUCAGUAAUGGGAGUGGGUGAACAACACAUGUGUACGGAAUUGAAAUUGCUAUCGGUAGUUCAGGCCGGGGGGGUGAAUGUUGAGGAGGGGGGUGUUUUGAAAUCGAACCAGCAGAGCGAUGUGAAGAUAGAGGAAAAUGAGGACCAAGCGCCGAGUGAGAGGGGGACCUGGAGCCGCCGACUCGAGUUCACUCUGGCGUGCAUCGGGUACGCCGUGGGACUCGGAAAUAUAUGGAGGUUCCCUUAUUUAUGCUACAGGAGUGGAGGCGGGGCGUUUAUCAUUCCAUACGUGGUGAUGCUGUUCUUGUGCGGUAUUCCACUGCUCUUUCUGGAGUUCUCGAUUGGACAGUACAUGCGUCUGGGGCCAGUGCAUGCCAUGGCCAAAAUCUGCCCCCUAUUGAAAGGUGUGGGAGUGGCUACAGUGGUGAUCUCGUUUCUGCUCUGUACCUACUACAAUGUUAUCAUCGCCUGGGCCCUCUAUUACCUCUUCAGCUCCUUUCAGUCGACACUGCCCUGGCAGAACUGCAACAACACUUGGAACGUUCCGGAAAACUGCUCCAGUGGCUUCACGGGCAACGCCACACAUCUCCAGUCGGCCAGCCAGCAGUUCUUUGAUCGCAGGGUACUGCAGAUGAGUGGUGGAGUGGAUCAGCCUGGACAGAUUCGCUGGGAGCUGCUUGGUCUCCUUAUUCUUGCAUGGAUCAUUGUUUACUUGUGCAUCUUUAAAGGAAUCAAAUCCACUGGAAAGGUCGUUUACUUCACUGCUAUAUUCCCUUACUUCAUACUGAUUGCCUUGUUUAUCAACAACGUUCAACUGCCUGGGGCCAAAGAUGGAAUCCUCUACUUUCUCACCCCGAGAUGGGACAAGCUACUCGAAGUUCAGGUGUGGGUGAACGCUGCAGCUCAGAUCUUCAACUCCAUCGGCAUCAGCUUCGGCUCCAUGAUCUCCAUGGCAAGCUACAAUAAAUUCAACAACAACAUUCUCAGGGACACGUUGAUCGUCACCCUGACCAACUCUGCCACCAGUAUCUUUGCUGGGUUAGUCAUCUUCUCAGCUAUCGGCUACAUGGCCCACAUACACCACCUGCCUGUCGACAACAUCGCUACAGACGGGCCCGGCCUGGUGUUUGUUGUUUAUCCAGAGGCCUUUGUUACCAUGCCGGUGUCUCCCAUGUGGGCGGCCCUCUUUUUCUUCAUGCUGCUCUGCCUUGGGUUAGACAGCCAGUUUGCCAUGGUGGAGGUGAUGGUAACGAGCCUCAUGGAUGGCUGUGGGAAGCAGCUGCUCAGAGUGCUGAAGAGGAAGGAGCUGCUGGUCCUGGCAGUGUGCCUGGUUGCCUUCCUUCUUGGGAUUCCCAAUGUCACUCAGGGAGGGAUAUUCUUCUUUCAGCUCCUGGAUCACCACACUGCUGUGGUGUCCCUCAUGUUCCUGGCUUUCUUUGAGGUUGUUGCCAUCUGUUGGAUCUUUGGUGUGAAGCGACUGACCAGGAUUGUGACUGAAAUGCUGGGGGCGCCUCCUAACAUGUUCUUCAAAGUGUGCUGGUGGGUGAUCUCCCCCCUGCUGGUGAUGAUCAUUCUGAUCUCCAGCAUCGUCCAGUACAGUCCAGCCCGCUAUGGUAAGACCUACACCUACCCCCCAUGGGCUGAGGUGCUGGGCUGGUUCUUUUCUCUCUGCUCCAUCAUCUGGAUCCCACUAGGAGCUGUGCACACACUCUACUACAGCGAAGGGACACUUCUACAGCGGCUGAAGUCCUCAAUCAUACCACUUGACGAGCUGGCCUCCAUGGAUGACCUGCCAGUCAAGACCUUGGCUAAUUCCUCCCAGUCGCUUUCGCCGCACAUGAUUCCUGAAGAGGUUCCUCUUGGAAGGGAAGACGUCGGCUGAAGAUUGCAUUGGAAUGUUACAUUAUUCUAGUGGAUUUGUUCUCCUUUCCUAUAGCUGUAGUGUCCCAAGUGAAAGUCUUUAUUAUUAUUAUUAUUAUUAUUAUUAUUAUUAUUAUUAUUAUUAUUAUUAUUAUUUUUACAUACACUAUGUGUGGGGGUGUGUGGGGGGGGGGCUGUGUAACUUAUUUAGAGUAAAAUUAAACUUGGUUGUGGGUCACUGUUGCUUCUCUAACGGUGACUGUUGUUAUUACCGUACAUUGAAGACCAACUGAGAAAUGUGUCACAAGGUUUUGAAUGUACCUCUUGUUUAGACCAAACAAGAAAAUGUUUUAUUUCUAUAGGCCUUAAAGUAGGUGUUCCUAAACCAUGAUUCCUUUAAUUGACCAUGUGUAAUCUGAAAGUGUGGUCCACUCUACUUCUGUUUACUCAAAGUGCCUGAGCGUCAUGGAACUAAAUCAGAGAUGAUGUUUUUCACAGAAAACCUUUGAGCCCCUAACCUCAGAAAAGCUGAGGGACUAGGAGGUAUGUGUUAACACAAAGGUUCCAUGAGGUAUGAGGUGUUUUUUUGCUUUAAAAUGUAAAUUCUCUGUGGUGUGUGUGUGUAUGUAUAUAUGACAGAUACUUAUUUCAGGUAUAUGCUAUUUUGCAGUUUAAUGAACAAGAGAGGAUGUGGGUUUCGUAAAAUCUAUUCUGCUUUCCGUUGCUGUUUUCUGUAUAUUCCUCACUGGCACUGUACUGCAAAAAAUGUAUGUGCGUUUUGUGUUUUGCUCUGCAAGAUAUCCUUGCACUGAAAAUAUGAAGCACAAACUGCCACUCAUAAGUUGUUUUUUUAAAGCAUGCCAGUAAAAUAUGCAAUUCCAACAAAGAUCCAUUCCAGUCCCUGAGCAGCCAGGUUUGUGAAAGCCUUCAUGGAAUAAGGUGCAUUGGUCUUCAUGUACGGCUCUUUCCAUCCAUUCCAGUCCCUGAGCAGCCAGGUUUGUGAAAGCCUUCAUGGAAUAAGGUGCAUCGGUCUUCAUGUAUGGCUCUUUCCAUCCAUUCCAGUCCCUGGGUUCCAACCAUAUCCUCGGAGAGGCCCAUAGCCUUGUUCAAAACAAGUCCAAAUGGUUUUAUUGUAUCUCAGAGUUGAACUAAGUAAUUGCAAAGCUGUUGUAACAAGGUCAUGGUUUGGAAUGGUGUUCUACUUGUGUAAAGGCUAUACUGCUGAUCACUGCAGUAUUUGGGUUGUUUUUGAGGUGUGCAGUAGUGGCAUCGGACCACUGGAAUCUUCUGCAAUACUGGGCAACUGUUUCCACAGCACUGGAUGAGAUUUUGUGAAUCAAAAUGCAACACGUAUAUAUUUCUGUAUGCAGUAUGUAUGUAUGCCAAAAAAAGCUAAAGAAAACCAUAUUGAAAUGUUGAUAAACUCUAUAUGAAGAAUUAGAAGCUGUACAUUUUAGAGACGUGCAGACAGUAAACCUGCUGCAUUGUUCAGUAUACAUUGCAACACUUAAUUAGCUUCUAUUUGAGGUAGCGAUUACAUUGUCUAAAAUAAAUGAGAUGCAAAUGAAAGGGGGUUUACAGUAUCUUUUUAUAGUUUUUUUUUAUUUAUUUAUUUAUUUCUUAGUGUUAAGGCUUAUAAAUGACUUCAGCAAAUACCUGGAGCGUGUAAAAAGCUAAUCAAACAUAUUUGCAUAUUUGCAUCUGUAUAAUGUGAUACAUUUUCUAAUAUCUCUUGAAGUAAAGGCAUUUGUUUUCUGCUGAACUACGAAUGCAUUGCCACAUCCGGAACCAGCAGUUGCUGUUGCUUCACUUUAUUUAGGAUUUCGAAUCUUCAAAAAAGUUUGGAACUUACUCUAUUUUGCGUUCUGACUUUUUUUUUUAAUAAAACAAAUCUGUUAUUGGUCUA
This is a messenger RNA of Acipenser ruthenus (sterlet), 4282 nucleotides long. Its product is annotated as sodium- and chloride-dependent GABA transporter 1-like. NCBI's taxonomy places the organism in Eukaryota, Metazoa, Chordata, Actinopteri, Acipenseriformes, Acipenseridae. The transcript has 13 exons. The coding region runs from base 524 to 2398 and encodes 624 amino acids. The record is from RefSeq and is a predicted model, not a curated record. Gene Ontology annotation, cellular component: membrane. Gene Ontology annotation, biological process: sodium ion transmembrane transport.